AUUUAAACGUGGAGCGCGUGCUUUGCGUUAACAUUUUUUGCAGUGUGCAUCCACGGUUGCGUCACAUGACCCGAUAAUCUUCAGUGUAUUUCCGCGUUCACGACGGCCGAGCUGUUAUCAAUGACUCUCCAUGGGUGUGCAGGGCUUUACCUAAUGCAUCAUAUCUGUGUCUAUCAUUCUCUCCUCCGGCCGUGGCUGUUGUCUCCGCGCUGACUGAAUGAAGCUGUAACCAUCUGAGGUCCUCCUCCUCCUCUUCCUCCUCCUCCUCCUCCUUCUCCUCCUCCGCCGCCUCUUAUUCUCCAUUGAGCCUGUCGUCGACCAGCGCGGUCGAGCUGGGGGGGAAUCCGGGGAAAGGGAGCCGCGGCGCCGCGCACCGGCCGACGGACGCCCCGCCGCGACGGGCCACCAACAUGCUCACCCGGGUCAAGUCCGCAGUGGCCGGCUUCAUGGGUGGGAUCAUGGCCGGGGGCAGCUCCGGCGGAGGCAACCCUGGUUCCGAGCUGCCGCUGAGAUUCCCAUAUAUGAGACCUGAGUUCCUUGGACUGUCCCCGGAUGAGAUCGAGUGCUCCGCGGACCACAUAGCCCGGCCCAUCCUCAUCCUGAAGGAAACAAGGAGAUUACCGUGGGCCACCGGAUACGCUGAGGUGAUUAAUGCUGGUAAGAGUGCACUGAACGAGGACCAGGCCUGCUGCGAGGUGGUCGUAGCGAGAAGGAGGCCAAUGAGCUACUGCCCUCCCUCCACGCCCAGCAAGACCCCCACAGCCAAGAGACGCAACUCCCUGCCCAACGGAGAGGGCCUGGGGCUCCGUAUGGAGCACAGCAAGCUCGGCGAGGACAGUGAAGGACUGGUGUUCCACUACUGGGCCUUGUUCGAUGGCCACGCCGGUUCAGGUGCAGCAGUCGUCGCCUCCCGCCUACUGCAGCACCACAUCGCCUGCCAGCUCCAGGCCGUCAUCGAGAUCUUACGCAACUUAUCCUCCUUGCCCCCGACUGUUCUGGGCGAGGAGCCCGAAAACAACCCCUACCUCCAGGGAAACACCCCAGGCCCUCACCGAGCCCUGACCCGAGCCGCUUCCCUGCGGGGGGCCGCAGGUGCGCCAGGCUCCCCGUGCAACACCCCGCCUCCGCCUCGCUUCUUUACCGAGAAGAAGAUCCAGCACGAGAGCUUGGUGAUAGGAGCCAUAGAGAACGCCUUCAAAGAGAUGGAUGCCCAGAUUGAGAGGGAGAAGCAAGUCUACAGCAUCACAGGAGGGUGCACAGCUCUCACCGUGGUUUACCUGCUAGGGAAGCUAUAUGUUGGGAACGCAGGUGACAGCAGGGCCAUCAUUAUCAGAAACAAUGAGAUCAUCCCCAUGUCGACAGAGUUCACACCGGAAUCAGAACGACAGCGACUGCAGUUCCUGGGUUUUAUGCAGCCUCACCUGUUAGGAAAUGAGUUCACGCACCUGGAAUUUCCCCGGAGAGUUCAGAGGAAGGAGGUGGGCAAGAGGAUGCUCUACAGAGAUUUCACCAUGAAUGGAUGGGCAUACAAGACCAUUGAGGAUGAAGAUCUCAAGUUUCCACUCAUAUAUGGGGAAGGGAAAAAGGCACGAGUGUUGGCCACCAUCGGUGUGACCCGCGGGCUCGGUGACCAUGACCUCAAAGUUCACGACUCCAACAUCUACAUCAAGCCGUUCCUGUCAUGUUGCCCUGAGGUUAAGGUAUAUAACCUGACGCAGUAUGAGCACGGAGCUGAUGAUGUUCUGGUAAUGGCAACCGAUGGCCUCUGGGACGUUCUCUCCAACCAGGAAGUAGCCGAAGCCGUCACCACAUUCCUAGCCAACUGUGACCCUGAUGACCUACACAGGUACACAAUGGCAGCACAAGACCUGGUGAUGCGAGCACGUGGCGUGCUGAGGGACAGAGGCUGGAGGAUCACCAAUGAGCGUCUGGGCUCCGGAGAUGACAUCUCAGCCUUCAUCAUACCGCUGAUGUAUGGCAACCGUCAGCCCUGAGGAGCCUGAGGACAAAAGAUGCUGCGGUUCAAUUACCUGAAGGGCUCGUAGGCUCUUAAACCAACAGGACUGAUUUAAACUGAGAAUCCCCAUUCAGUUUUCCUCAGUGCCGUUUGCACAUUUAUUUUUCAUCCUUAGACCAAGGAUAUCCUAACGUUUGGAUAUUUAGAUUUGUCGGUGUUUCAUACCUCUAUAGGAGUUCGGGUGAGGGGGACAUGAUUGUCAGCUCUGCUUUUUAAUCUAUUUUUGAAAGCCUCAAAAGUCAGAAAAACAUGAAAAUUUCAACACAUGCUAAUUUGAUUGAAUAUGUGUCAUGGAAAAAAAAUUGUCAAGAAAUAAUUUGGCCUGUUUAAAGUGAUGUACUAAAAACCUUGACUGCCCCUGAACUUCUGCAGAGAUAUGAAAGCUGAAAAAGACGCUCUUCCAAAGCGAGGAAAAGACUUCUUUUCUUUCUGUUCUUACCUCUCUUGCAGUGCUACGUCGCCCCUCUUCCUUCUCUUUUAGUCCUCUCCUCUCCUCCUAUACUGUACAGUCAACUUGUUUAUAAAAGAAGAAAACCCUCCUCCUUCUCAUGACCAUGGACCGAGCUGAAGGGUCAGCUGCACUUUCUGUUUUGCCACAGUGUGGCUUUGAAGGAUUCACUUGCUGAAGAACUGCUUCCAGAUUGAGACUGAUUGCAGCCAUGAGAUUUUGAACCCGUGUUGCUGUUCCCAUUUUGAGCAUCUUGUUGUCAUGUUCGGAGGCUUGCAGGUGGUAAGAGCCCAGAAGGCCUGAAAUCCUUUGUUGCACAGAAAGUUGGGUGGUGUUUGACUGUUUCAUGUGCAAUCACUUAUCAUGUUUCUGAGAAUGCGGAUGCAAAAGAAAGGAGACAAGGACCUGAAGUUAAACACAACACAGUAGCAGGACAAAUCGGUAGUCAGUUUUACUGUAGGAGACAUUUGGACUUGUCAAAGUAGGAAAAGCACAGGUGUAGUUAAUGAAUUUAAUGAUGGCUGAAUUCUAUCUAGCUGCUUUGAUUUCAGGUUCCUGAUAUCGUGCAUGCUGGCUCACUGGAAAACUUGAAUAGAAAAGAGCUAUCAGUGAUAUUAUGCUGCAAUCCAUUGCAAGUCUGGUGUUGAUAAUUCUCUAUAAUUUUGAGUCAUUAUUUCCGACUUCCAAUCUUAAUGCGUCCCAGUGCAUCCCCAUGGGAAAACAUGGACACCCACAGUAAACUGAUGUCUGUAUGGCAAGUCUCUAAGCUGCACAUGCAUCUAUAGAGAACCUACAUCAAUUACCACAGCGCUAUUAGCAAAGGGAAACGGUGCAUAAAACCCAUUCAGAUAAUGUUUACACAGCUCAAAAUUGUGUAAACAUGGGUGCUGAGUAUAAUAGUGUGAACCACUACAGCCAAUACAGAAUGACGUGUGCAUUUGUUUUCUGUGGACAGAGACGGAGCUAUGCCUGCUAGCAAAAACCUCUAUCAAGCACAUAUCAACUGACUACGGCAGCUACAAUGUUGUUACAUAACAUUUCACAACACAAACCAUGUUGAGGUGAUGUCAGCUGUAUUUAUGUUGACAAACUCAGGCUUGAUUGAUCUUGCCCGAGUUUUGGACUUGACGUUACAUGACUGUUCCAUUGCACUUUGAGUUCAAAGUAAAAUGGAUUGCAGCAUCAGUAACGUUAACACCUGUGCUUUUUCAAUAAUGACAAGUCAAAAUGUCUGCCUUGAGUAAGGCCUAUAAGCAGUCGUGGUUAUGGGGUUUUAACUUGGCUAGAUGUUUCACGAACUGACAGGUUUGUGAAACAUUCAUUCUUUUUCACUUAGGGAAAUAAAUUUGUUUUUUUAGCUUAGAGUUAGAUGAGAAGACCAAUACUAUCAUUACUAUCUGUGCGUUUGGGGACCGUUAGCUUAGAUAGCUAACAACUUGAAACGGGGGGAAAUACCUCAUGCCUCUUCCCAAAGGUUAAAGAGUUCUGAAAACCUUAAAAAUGACAUAUAACAGGGGCUGGAAAUACACUACACUUUGUUUUUUGUUUUAUUUAAGAAAAGAAAUAUUAAAUGUUUGCUUGUUAGCUUCAUAGUUUCUGUAAGGCGUCAUUGGACAGAGCCAAGCUAGCUCUGUUCGCUAUUUUUGCUGAGAGCUAGAUGAGAAGAUUGAUACUAUCUGUGCGUUUGGAGACCAUUAACUUAGCUUAGCUAACGACUUAAAGCAGGGGGAAAUAGCUAGCAUGGCUCUCUCUAAAGGUAAAAGUGCUCUCAAAACCUUAAAAUUAACAUAUAACAGGGGCUGGAAAUACACUACAUUUUGUUUUUUGUUUUAUUCAAGAAAAGAAAUAUUAAAUGUUUGCUUGUUAGCGUCAUAGGUUCUGUAAGGUGUCAUUGGACAGAGCCAAGUUAGCUCUGUUAGCUAUUUUUGCUGAGAGCUAGAUUAGAAGAUCAGUACUAUCAUUACUAUCUGUGCAUUUGGGGACCAUUAGCUUAGAUAGCUAACAACUUGAAGCGGGGGGAAAUACCUCAUGCCUCUUCCCAAAGGUUAAAGAGUUCUCAAAACCUUAAAAUUAACAUGUAACAGGGGCUGAAAAUACACUAACUUACACUUUUUUAAAUUUUAUUCAAGAAAAGUAAUAUUACAUGUUUGCUUGUUUGCGCCAUAGGUUCUGUAAGGUGUCUUUGGUCAGAGACAAGUUAGCUCCUUUAACUUUUUUUGCUGAGAGUUAGAUGAGAAGAUAAAUACUAUCAUUAACGUUACUGUCUGUUCAUUUGGAGACCGUUAGCUAACGACUUGAAGCAGGGGGAAAUAGAUAGCAUGGUUCUCUCUAAAGGUAAAAGUGUUCUGAAAACCUCAAAAUUAACAAACUGCAGAAGCUAGAAAUACAGUACACUUUGUUUUUUGUAUUUAUUAUACAAAAGGAGAUAUUACAUGUUUGCUUGUUAGCUUCAUAAGUUCUGUAAGGUGUCUUUGGACAGAGCCAAGCUAGCUGUUAGCCACUGCCUCCUGUCUUUUCGUGUCGUUUCCGUAUUUGUGUUUGUAUGUACGUGUAGUAUGUACCGAGUAUGCCCCUAAUGUUUAACGCAAGCAAAUGCAUCUCUUUGCAUGCUUUCACUGUCCAGUCUUACGAAAAGAGACAAAGACAGGACCAAAAAUGUAUGGUGACAACUAAGAGAGGACGUUGGCCUGUUGGGUGUGUAGCAAGUUUUGUGAAAUAUUUUGUUAAAACACGUAUAAUUCACGCUAUGCAUGCUACCAUGUUAGCUAGCUAAACAUGCUGUCAAACUUAUUAUCCAUAAGCACUUAUCCCAGUCAUGGCUGUAGCCUAUUGCAGCUGACAUUGGGCGAGAGGCGGGGUGCCUCCUGGACAGGUUGCCAGACUACACAGAGACAAUCAUUCAUGCUCAAUUUAGAGUCACUAAUUAGCCUAGCUAAUGUAGCUGGAGCUACAUGGAAACAAGGCGUUAAGCUAAGCUAACAGUCUCCUGGCUGGAGCUUUGUGUUUAAUGUACAAAUGUGAGAGUGAUAUCAAUAUUCUCAUCUAACUUUCGGCAAGAAAUUGAAUAAGCUUGUCUCCCAAAAUGUCAAUGAGUUCCUUACAGUUAAUAUUUUAGAUGAGAUAAAUUGUGACACUGAGACACUUGAAAUUUGUGCAAAUUGAAGUUGUCAAGAUAUCCCUUUCACACUUAGCUAAAUGCCAGUUUUGUUUUGUUUUUUAAAGAAGAUUAGAUGGCUUGUACAUCAGUUUGCCUGCACUUUAGGCUGGCACUCUUCAUUAAUGAUGCAGCCAUGAUACAUGAAAUAAUGAAGAGGCAUAUAUUCCCUGCAGCAGGGAGGACUGAAUCAAAGUCAUAGUUGUAAUUUAAAAAGAACCCAUGAAAUACAAUCAAAGUCAAUCUGAACUGUAACAGAGAAAGAGACUCAAAGUAUUCUUUCGCUUCAACAUGUUUUGCAUGUCUCAUAAGCUUUAGAUGCUUGUUACAGAUCAUGUUUGUCUUCAGGGGGACAGUUUUGGGAGUAACAAUGUACUGAGUUUGGAUGUAGUGAUUUACUGUGUGUCAGUGCAUGCAGUGACAUAUUGUAGGCCUGGGAUUAUGAGCAACGGUGCAAUGGUUUACACUGCUCUUUGUUUUUAUAUGGACUGAAUUUGUAUUUCUGUCAUGUAUCAAGGCGUUAGUGGUGAUGUUAUUUGUUUGUAAAUGUGCAUAGACCAUGCAUAUAUUUAUAAGGUUGGUGUUCCUUUAGAGCUUUUAGCAACCCAUAGGUUACAUUUAGCAUAAGCAAGGAAGGAUAUGAGUCUUUAUGAAGGAAAUGAAAUGAAACCAGACAUUUUUUUUUUUUGCACUUUUUUUUAUUUUGUUGACUUAACUUCACUAAAAGAAAGCGACCAUGAAGAGUUUGGCUGGUCUGAAAACAGUGUCACAGCCUUAGAAACUGAUGUGCAUGUGUAUUUUUUUUGUUCACCCCUUCCCUACAUUAUUAUUCUGCAUUCAUACAGGCUACAUUGCCUCAGCCAGCCACACUGGGUUGAGAUACAGGAGAUGAGAUAUAGUCUGGGGGAAGGAAAAACUUAGACUUCAGAGGAUCAAUGAAAAAAAAGGGUCAUCAUUUUUUAAAGAAGCUUGAUUCCAAUCUGAAAAAAAUGACUGCAUUAAAUUAAAACAAACUACACAUUUUAAGGAUUCUGUCCAUGACAGAUGGUUAAGGGUCCAUGAUUUUAUUUCCUCAAUAGUGGAUACGUAUAAUUUUGGAGUAGCAUUAAUUUACUUAAGGCUUGACUGUAAAGUGAGAAUAUGCCUCCUUCUUUCAUAAAACAAGGCAUGCAGGUGAUUGACUGAAUCCAAAGAAGUUCAUGUGGGAGUUGUGCAGUGCCAGGAUGAGGAAGCCAUUGUUAAAGGAAUCGUUUGACCUUCUGGGACACACUUCCUCUUGCGAAACGUGUUUCCCAAAAAUGUCAAACUCUUGAUGUACGUCACACGAUAUGUGCCAUUGUGUAGCAUGGUCUAUUUAUCAUCGUAGCUUUGACUUUUUUGCAGUUGACAGUUAUAGACAUUCCUCCAAGCAGCAGUCAUUAACAUUUGCCUGAAGUUCAUAUGGUGCAUUUUUCCUCCUGUACAUUCCAUGAAAGAAAUAUUUAAACUAUACAUUCUGUGUUGUAAUACAUCAUGAUUAUUUGCGGUUUCAUCUGUAAUUCAGUCAAAUAAGCUCUUUGACAGUUACAGAGUUCUUUUAAACUUAUUUUCUGUUUAAUUUAUUGAAUGUCUGUUUUAAUUUUGUUUUACUUUGUUGAGUAAAACCUUUCCUGCCACCACCUAAGCUUUGUCUUAGCAUGCGCCCCAGUUCAAUGGAGCGGUUUCAAACAACCAGAUCCAACACAGACACUGAAUGUUUUGAACUGCAAACAUGCUAAGACAAGUCUGAAUGGGGCAUCAGACUGUGUUGAAUGUUCAUCCUUAUACCUGUCAUUAAGCCUUUUUCUCUUAGAUGAAUGUCAAACAAUGACCAUAUGAUUUAUUUUUGUCAUCCUACUGUGCCACCCAACUGCUGCACAUCAACUCAGGUUCAAUUAUCAUGUGUAGUUUAAGUGGACAAGCUGUUAAGAGUGAUUUUCUAAAGGCGAGGAGUCCCACAGGGUAGUUUAUUAGAAUCCACUACAUUUGUAAAUGCAUGGGAGUGGAAGUCCUUGGACGAAAGUUUGCGGAGUCCCUUCAGACCGACUGUAGGUUUCCUUUUUUUGAAGUUGCUGUAUUGUGAAAGUAGUUACUGCUGUUGUUUUUUCUACCUUUAGACUCUAAGGUUCGUAUGGGAAAAUAAGAGCUGGGAGGUUUUUUUCUGUAGCAAAGAGGAAGUUUGAAGCCCAGUGGGGAACCGUUUUUAAGUGACCAUUGUGCUACCCUCAACCUCUCCGUUUGUGAAUGUGAAAUGUACAUUUUGUAUAACAAAAAGAUAACUUAUGAAGUCAAAAAAGAAAUAUUUUUAAUGUUUCCUUGUGCAACUCUGACUUUGGAGGGGGAAGUAAUGUUUACCUUCAGUGUUUCUUUUCCAGAAAUGAAAAAAAAAGGAUAAUAAACAUUA
Messenger RNA from Epinephelus fuscoguttatus (brown-marbled grouper), 8041 nucleotides. Its product is annotated as protein phosphatase 1H-like. The record is from RefSeq and is a predicted model, not a curated record. Gene Ontology annotation, molecular function: protein serine/threonine phosphatase activity. The coding region runs from base 411 to 1994 and encodes 527 amino acids. The transcript is spliced from 10 exons. Gene Ontology annotation, biological process: protein dephosphorylation. Lineage: Eukaryota; Metazoa; Chordata; Actinopteri; Perciformes; Serranidae.